Molecule: messenger RNA, 1792 nt
Organism: Dissoconium aciculare CBS 342.82
Lineage: Eukaryota; Fungi; Ascomycota; Dothideomycetes; Mycosphaerellales; Dissoconiaceae
Product: DUF89-domain-containing protein
Exons: 5
Coding region: 138-1595 (485 amino acids)
Biological process (GO): DNA damage response
Cellular component (GO): cytoplasm; nucleus
Molecular function (GO): phosphatase activity
Source: RefSeq, a predicted model, not a curated record
GCUUGACAUCAUCCUAGCAAGCUUUCAAGAUACAUGGAUGGGAUAAUUUGGGUCAAUUCAAUUCUUCUGUCGCAGAAGCCGAGUUUCUUGCUCCUUGCUUCCACCCAUUGUCAAAAAACAUAGUCGAAUCAGCAGCCAUGGAAUACGAUCCUCAAGCUCCCCCCUGCCUGACAAGUGAUCCGCUCUCGUUUGCCUGGACUUCGGCUCGAGAACGAUGGCCUGUAAUUUUGACAGGAGCGAUUGACGACAUUCACAAGGCCACAGCUCGCAGCCAAAACCCAGAGGAAGCCGCCGAAGGCAAGAAGAUUACAGAGGCAAUUGCUACGCUGAAAUAUGAGCUUCAGCAUAACAGGAAGCUGACUCCGUUGCCUGAUGAUGGACAACCAGACAUCAAGUCUUAUAACGAAGAGCUAGAAAAGCGUUCGAAUCCGCAGUGGCAUGGCGUCAACUGGCUGUACUCAGAAUGCUAUCUCUACCGUCGUCUCGCAACGAUCUUUGCAAACUCCACGCACUGGAAGCAGUACGAUGUGUUUGCCAAGCAGAAAAUGUCCACAUUUCGUUCGUCGCGCCCUGCAGUGCUUGAGCUCGCUGCGCGAUACAAUGAACUGGUGAACCAACUUGAUGGGAAGCCUGACCCGACUGCCGAGGUAUCUGAAGCGGACAAGGAUGCCGCUGAGAAGCUGCUCUUCGCCGAGAUGUGUGACAUUUGCCUAUGGGGCAACGCCACCGAUCUUUCACUCCUCACAAACUUGACCUACGACGAUAUUCAGAAGCUCCAGGGUAGCGAGGCGCGGAAAAAGAACGAGAAGAACAUCAUUACAAACGAUCUCGACGCCGCGUAUACUACGCUCAGAGAUGCGCGGAAAAACAAUCCCAAAGGAGACCGACAGAUCGACAUCGUGCUUGAUAAUUCCGGCUUCGAGCUGUACGUCGACCUCAUCCUUGCCGGCUACCUCUUGCAUGCAGGUCUUGCCACACGAGUUGUACUUCAUCCCAAGAACAUACCGUGGUUCGUAUCCGACGUGACACCUAAAGACUUUGGCGCCCUUCUCAACGCUCUUUUCGAUGCCAAACGACUUUACGAAACACCUUCUGAGGACGAGACAGCACAAGGAAUCACGCCAAAUGCUCUCAGUGACGAUCAAUCCAUCCUACUCACUGAGCUGUUCAGAGACUGGGCUCAGCUCCAUGCCGAUGGAAAAAUCCUCCUACGAUCGAACAUUUUCUGGACUGCGCCGGGUGCCUACUGGCGGUUGCCACGCGUUGCGCCGGAUCUAUUCGCUGAUCUGCAACAAAGUGAGCUUGUCGUAUUUAAGGGCGACUUGAAUUACCGCAAGCUCGUUGGUGAUGUACUAUGGGAUCCUACCACACCAUUCGCAGAAGCUGUUGGGCCAUUGGGUCCCGGGUCCGGCAUGCGCACUUUGGCGCUGCGGACUUGCAAAGCGGACGUCGUUGUUGGCCUCGCGAAAGGAAAGGAUGAGGAACUGAGACAGACGGAAGGUGGAGGUGGAGAUUCUGGACAACGAAAAUGGGCCUGGUCGGGGAAGUAUGCUGUUGUGAGCUUCGUGGACGGAAAAGCAAAGAACGGGAAAUGAGAGCGGCUUCCAUAUGUCAUACGAUGCUUGUCAUUUGACUGGCAGUCAUACACGAUAGAACAAGCGAUUACUUUGGCCAUGAUCAUCCAGGCAUGUUGACAGGUGGAGUGUCGUGGCUCUAGGGGCUAUCCUUCACCUUACGAAUCUACACAUGUAGUUGCGAUGAGUUGGGAAUUUCAGUACUGCGAGAACUUGAC